Molecule: messenger RNA, 948 nt
Organism: Danaus chrysippus (African queen)
Lineage: Eukaryota; Metazoa; Arthropoda; Insecta; Lepidoptera; Nymphalidae
Source: the annotation of a GenBank genome assembly
AUGACGACUAAAAACAGAUCACUCGAUGGUUCUAAUAAAACUAAAUCAAACGAGUCGAUUUGGAAGAAAGCGUUAAGCUCAGACACUGAAUGGCCCGACAAGGACGAAUUCUUGGAUGUUAUCUAUUGGAUGCGACAAGCGUUAGGCAUAGUUUUAGGUCUGUGCUGGGGUAUUCUGCCUUUGAAAGGACUUUUCGGUUUAUUGCUCUUUGUGGUCUUGAAUGCUGCGGUAAUCUACAUCUAUGUCAGCAAUUUCCAUAAUGUUGAUGAAGAAGAAUUUGGAGGCAUGUGGGAAAUAACUAAAGAGGGCUUUAUGACCUCGUUUGCUGGCUUCCUGUCACUGCUGCAAGUGCCGCUGUGUCAGAAAACGACUGAUUCCAUCAAAUUGAAGCUUAAGGAAAUCGAUUUAUUAGAGGUGCUUUUGGAUUCAUCCCGUGUAUUUAACGGCGAUGAAAUAAAUUAUCUUCUUUGUCCGAAGACAGGAGUUGUAUUAGCUCCUAAAGGCGAAAAAAACGUCUACGAGAUAAAACCAUCAAGAACGAUCACGGCAUCGAGAGUUAUUAAUGGAUUUAGAGCUACAGGCCUCGGGCCGUGGAAUGUGAACGCAGUGGACUAUACGAAAUGUCUUGGCAAAGCUAAUCUUCAGCAUGUAGGAACUUCUAACGAAGUUAGCAAAAAAAAUUCAAAAGUGAUGACCCCAGUGGACUGUGAGAACAUUAUAGGAAACGGCAAAUUAAAUCCAAUAGAACAAGAUGUAUUAGGACCAGAAGAAAAAUAUUUGAAAGAUAUUUGGAACUUUUUCAUGGAAAAGCAAACAGUUACUGAUACAGUUAGUAAAAGCAGAGACUUGAGAGAAGAGCUAUCUGAUGGCGUCCCUGUACCUGCCUUAGACGUAACUGUAGCAACAGAAGAUUAUGAUGCCAAUGAACAAGGAUCACAGGAAGUUUAG